Coffea eugenioides is the source of this 1607-nucleotide messenger RNA. RefSeq names its product probable cinnamyl alcohol dehydrogenase 6. Gene Ontology annotation, molecular function: cinnamyl-alcohol dehydrogenase activity; zinc ion binding. Gene Ontology annotation, biological process: lignin biosynthetic process. The transcript is spliced from 6 exons. The coding region runs from base 158 to 1234 and encodes 358 amino acids. NCBI's taxonomy places the organism in Eukaryota, Viridiplantae, Streptophyta, Magnoliopsida, Gentianales, Rubiaceae. The record is from RefSeq and is a predicted model, not a curated record.
UUUGUCCACUUGAAUUGCACCUUGGGUACACAGCGGAUUCCUAUAUAUUUAGUUGCCCGGUGCCCAGAAUCCUCCACCCCUACAAGAUCAACCAUUUCCACUACCAGUUGCUGGCCUCCUCCUGCUCUGCUCUCACAACUCUCACCGACUUCCUUUCAUGGCUCAAACAACUCCAAACCACACUCAGACUGUUUCAGGCUGGGCAGCGAAUGAUUCUUCCGGCAAGAUCACUCCUUACGUCUUCAAGCGAAGAGAAAAUGGAGCGGAUGAUGUGACAAUCGAGAUCUUGUAUUGUGGGAUGUGCCAUACAGACAUACACCAUGUCAAGAACGAUUGGGGUAUCACCAUGUACCCUGUUGUCCCCGGGCAUGAAAUUACUGGGAUCAUUACAAAGGUGGGGAGUAACGUGAGGAAAUUCAAGACGGGGGACAAAGUGGGGGUGGGGUGCUUGGCAGCAACCUGUUUGCAGUGUGAGUUUUGCAAGGACUCCCAGGAGAACUACUGCGAUGAGGUUCAAUUUACUUACAAUGGCAUAUUUUGGGACGGCAGCAUCACUUAUGGCGGCUAUUCCAAAAUGCUGGUCGCAGAUCAGAGGUAUGUGGUGCGCGUGCCGGAUAGCUUGCCGAUGGACGCAGCGGCGCCACUGUUGUGUGCCGGAAUCACAGUCUACUGCCCGAUGAAAGACCACAAUCUGUUGGAGCCGGACUCGGCUGCGAGAAAGAUAGGGGUGGUUGGUCUGGGAGGUCUUGGGCAUGUGGCUGUGAAAUUUGCCAAGGCAUUUGGUCAUCAUGUCACUGUCAUUAGCACAUCUCCCUCCAAGGAAAAAGAGGCCAAAGUUCGAUUGGGUGCAGAUGAUUUCCUCCUCAGUACGGAUGCCAAACUAAUGCAGACGAGGAAAAGGACUCUAGACUUCAUUGUGGACACGGUCUCGGCUAAGCACUCUAUUGGUCCCUUGCUGGAGCUGCUGAAAGUGAAAGGAACCUUGGUGAUUGUGGGGGCACCUGAGAAGCCGAUGGAACUACCCUCUUUUCCACUGAUUUUCGGGAAGAGGGUGGUGAAAGGAGGCAUAAUUGGAAGCAUCAAAGAAACACAAGAAAUGAUGGAGGUUUGCGGCAAACGUAACAUCGUGUGUGACAUCGAAGUCGUCCAGACGGAGCAGAUUAAUGAAGCACUGGAGCGCCUAGCCAAGAAUGAUGUCAAGUACCGAUUUGUCAUCGAUAUCGCCGGAAAGUAAAGCCGUUCCCACUAAAAAAAUUCAGCCUUAGCUGCACCCACACGGGAUCCUCAGUGCCACUUUUUUAGUGACAAUUCAGUGACACUUCUAUAUUUAUAUCAAAUGUCCUGUUUAUUUAAUUUGUCAUGUGCUAUUUAUUUAAAUUUCUUCUACCAUCACAUGAUAAGUGGGAUUGAUAUUGAAUUUAACACCGAAUAAUGACAUAGAAAAUCCCAACUGAGCUGCACCGGAUUGUUAAAACACCGUUUUUUAUUAGUCUCGUCUAGUGUCUACUAGAUGGCAUGGCAAUUCUAAGUCUCCUUGAUUCUCCAUUUGUACCGUACUACUACUGGUGGUAUUUUUCAAAACAAUUUGAGCCGUAGUGUUUGUAUUA